AUGGCACGCUCACAGGAAAUUAUCGAACCAGUAAUUAAUCUUUCAUUGACUCCUAAUGUCAUUGUUGAAGUUGUUUUGGAAGCGUUUAAAUUUAUGACAGCGAAAUUCAUGAGCAAAUCGACAUUUGUGAAUUGCUACAACAGAUAUAGUAUUAGGACAGAUAUUCGUUCGUACUCAUCGAUGCCCAUAAGUUCUUCUAUUUAUCAUCUUGCAAGAUAUCUGGAAAUGCAAAAGAAAACUAGGAUAAUUAUAAGUGUAAUAGGUGAUGAAAUCAGAAUACAACAGUGGAUCAAUUUAAGCGUGAGGCGAUAUCCUGCUCCAAUGGCAUAUCGACAACUUCAAAUGCCAACGAAAUUUUAA
Funneliformis mosseae is the source of this 360-nucleotide messenger RNA. Lineage: Eukaryota; Fungi; Glomeromycota; Glomeromycetes; Glomerales; Glomeraceae. The record is from the annotation of a GenBank genome assembly.